AUGCCCGCUGAAACGAAGCCUGCCGAGACACCAAUCUCUUUAAAACAAACACUUGAAAAGUCAAAGCUCCUCACGGCAAAACUGCGCCAGAAUGACCUGCCACCAAUCGAACGUGGUCUCGAUCAGAUUGACUCACAAACACACAACUUGAUUUCCAAAGCGGCUCAGGGAGAAGAUCAAUCCAAUGUGGACGUUCGAGCGCAUUACUUUUUAUCCAAGGGUCGCGUGAAUACCAAAGUCCUCAUGCGCGAUCUAGACACCAUCAACUUGGGUGCAGCAACUGAACAUCGGCAACCGAUCCAGGAUACAGACGUAGAGGGCUAUUUUGUACAAGAGCGUACGCGUACUAUUGUGGACACUAUCCAAGAAGGCAAACAAGAGACGCUGGAUGACAUAAUGGGUCAAUUUGACUUGGAUGUACAAACGACAUGGCAAGAUCUACGAUCCAAGUUAUGCGAUGGUUAUAGUGCCGAACAAGCAAAGGCUGAUAUGGCAUCCAUGAACAUCACCAAAUCCAAGAUUGAUCUCUCUCGGGUGCCUGCUGCUGCUGCUGCUGCUAAUGCUAAUGCUGCUGCUACUACUACCACCACCACCAUCCGUUAA
Lichtheimia ornata is the source of this 603-nucleotide messenger RNA. RefSeq lists its product as uncharacterized. NCBI's taxonomy places the organism in Eukaryota, Fungi, Mucoromycota, Mucoromycetes, Mucorales, Lichtheimiaceae. Gene Ontology annotation, cellular component: nuclear pore. Gene Ontology annotation, biological process: poly(A)+ mRNA export from nucleus; protein import into nucleus. Bases 1 to 603 code for a protein of 200 amino acids. The transcript has 4 exons. Gene Ontology annotation, molecular function: structural constituent of nuclear pore. The record is from RefSeq and is a predicted model, not a curated record.